Alternaria arbusti is the source of this 4137-nucleotide messenger RNA. RefSeq lists its product as uncharacterized. Gene Ontology annotation, cellular component: nucleus; cytoplasm. The transcript has 3 exons. The record is from RefSeq and is a predicted model, not a curated record. Gene Ontology annotation, biological process: protein phosphorylation. Bases 1 to 4137 code for a protein of 1378 amino acids. Lineage: Eukaryota; Fungi; Ascomycota; Dothideomycetes; Pleosporales; Pleosporaceae. Gene Ontology annotation, molecular function: cyclin-dependent protein serine/threonine kinase activity; ATP binding.
AUGGAGAACGAUCUAAUGAACACUGCGACAUCUAUAGGGUCGGAUUGUUUUGGAGAGAUAGCCAAAAUCUCCGAAUACACCUUUGAGCGAGCUGAUGCUCGACACUGGGCGUCAAGGCGCAUCCGCUUCUUGGUCUAUGAUGACUCCGAUGUCAAACUUGACGAUUUCGACAGUGACGACGAAGAAGCGAAGGAACAAUACGCUUUAGACUUGAGUCUUGGAAAUGUCAAAGCCCGAGACCCAGAAGGAGGUGGCGAGGUUCCAAAUGCAAAGGGAGCCAGUGUCGCUGAACGCUCAGAACAAGCCAACAAAUCCACACAGACUAAAUGCCGCGUUUGCGCAUCAUAUCCCGAGUUCCCGCACAGGUGGAAGCCUAGAAAAUUCCGUCUGGUCAAUCCGGUGGUUGAUCAUCCGGAAUGGUUCAGUGAGGACGGCGUCGGCUCGUGCGACAUAUGCAUACAUUAUGUAGCGGUGUCAUACUGCUGGCCUCCUCGUGGAGAGAACCCGACUCCGAGAACCUACACGGUCCGUGAUCUCAACGGACGCGUCCGCGCCAGUCGCGCUCUCGAUGAUGUUCUAGAUCGUGCUGUGGACUUUGCCAAUUCGUAUGGAUUUCGCAUGAUAUGGAUCGAUCAAGAAUGUCUUCCCCAGCCGACUGAAAAUAGCUCGAAAGAAGACUGGGACGAGCAGGAGCUUGGAAUACAGUCGAUGGAUAUUGUGUACAACAGAGCUGUGGUCACGGCGGGUUUGCUCGACGUCAAAAUCACAUCGCAAGAGCAACUUACAGCUAUCGAGACUCUGUUGUAUCCUGACCAACGGAAGUCAAGUAUGAUAGACCGCCGCUUCUGCGAACAAAUCCUCGACUUCCUUCACAGAGCCAGUCAAGACCGUUGGUACACCCGUGCGUGGGUCGUCCAAGAGGCUAUAUGUUCUGGAGACGGACUGAUGCUGGCUUUCCGGCGCGGUCCAGGUCUUACCUUCCAAUCCAGCUUUCGCUUUGGGCGAGAGGAGGGAUCGGAUCUCCGUCCUUACCAUUCACUCGACGAUGAUCGUGGGAUCUGGGAGUCAGAGCUCAUUUGCAUGCACUUGCGUGGAUUCUGGCGCAUUCUCGACCAGAUGCAAUCUCUGCUUACACGCGACUUCGUUCGUAUGGGAAACUAUCUUGCCCGGUCUGGGCUCGGGUCAGAAGAAGUCUAUCCGGGAGCUCGGUCCGUGCUUGAAGUAGCAGACCGCCUCCAUCCGAGAACCGAGAAGGCAAACACGAUCAAUCAGAUCGUACAGGCUCAUACCGAGGGGUUCUACGGGAAGCGUCCUACGAUCAACGCUGCGGGAGCUCUGACAUUGCUCAGGCAUCGAGAGUGUUACUUCAAUGCUGAUAGACUUGCUAUCAUAGCGAACAUGUGCGAUUACGACUUCCGAUUAGAUACAAGGAAAGUCAACGCCAAUUGCAGUUCACUGCGCCUAGCCAUAUUGGCACUGACGUUGAGUAAUGGCGACCUAUCUUUGCUAGCACCAGAGGCGUAUCUACCUGAGGGCAAUGAGGACCAAGAGGAAACCUACGCUGGAAGUGCAUCGAGCUCGACCCUGUUCCAGAACAUCUUUCUGGAGGCGAAUCGAAUCGAUUACUGUGAAGUUCGCGACUACAUCAACAUACGACUCCAAACAAGCAGACAGGGUAGAUUCACUGCCGAAGGAAUGCUUCUCCAUUCGUAUCUUUGGUCGGUCGAUCGCGAGAUCGACUUUACACCCAUACAGGCGGAGUGGGCCGAUACAUGGGAAUCCUACAAAUGCUGGGUCAUACUUUUUGAACGCCAGAAAGACGAGACCGUGGAACAAGCUCGUGCGCGUCAAGUGGCAUUUAUCCAGCGGUUCAACCAACCAAAUGUAGCCACACAAGCUCGUCAGGAUUUCCGCCGCUGGGGUCAUAUCCCAAACGGAUCAUCUGUAUGGGGAAACCUCGACCAUACCGGCAUACAAGUAAAACGAAGACUCGACGCGAAACGCGUCAAGCAAGUACCCGCGAUGCGCAACACAAUCUCUCAGAUCAUCUUUGGCGUUCUCCAGUAUAUCAGGUACACGCUGGCCGCAUCUGAAGACGAAGGAGACUUAAUGAAGGGUCUGGCCAACAGCGUAUGGCAAUCCGUCCGCACAGAUGGAGUCAGCUUGGAGCACCAAUUACCAGACAAAGUCGACGAUACGCUGUUUGCCCACCCGGACGUUGUGAACCAGCCUUUUGCCACGCUGCAGCUCGACGAGACUCUCGAAGCGAGCCUCGCACAGUUGUGGUUCAUCGACCGCAUCAUGCAGCACGGCCGACUCUGGUGUGGAACCUACACGCCGCCCAAACGACCAGCCCGUCUUACCUCACCACCCGGCUCCCACCCCAACACCACGUACGAAGAAGACCUAGCAGCGCACAACGAACACAUAUCCGCGAUCCCGGCAUCCCAACGCUCAAUCAUAAGCCGUCAACUCGCACGCCAGUUCCUCACCGUCGGCGUCGAGAGCACGCUUGCUAGGAAAGGGAAGCAAGGGAGCACCCGCCACACCAUGGUGACGUUGCCGGAGAUUCUGCGCAGGGAUCUGUGGUCUGAUCGGAAAGAGAGGAUACGACAAAGAAGUCUCAUGGCAGCCUUCGAUGUGGAUGGGCCUUGUCUAGUGGCCACGCCGUAUAAUCCUGAAUGGGAGGUUUUUCCGCGCCCGAAGCUUCGUAGUACUAGUGUGUGCUGGGUCGUUGAAGUGAAAGAAAAUGGAGGCGGUGCUGCAGGAACAUCUGCUGGGACGGAGGACGACUCAUCGGAUGUGGUGGACUCUGAUGUUGCAAGUGCGAUAGAGGACAGGGGGAAGGGGAAGGGGAAGGAAAGAGCAGGCGUUGACUUAGCUGAUGCUGAAACUGACAGAGAGGCUGAUGAUGGAAAGGCUGGGAAGGCCCCCGACAAGCCGCCAAAGCCGCCCUCGCCUCUGCGCAUCGCCAGCCAGCUCACGACCGCCUCGGCCAUCCUCUGGGACCCCAAGUUCACCUCGCGAGCGCCCCCGGGCAGUCUCCAGCCCGUCCACGCCGGCACGCUUGUCGCCCCGCACCGCACCGACUCGUCCAUCAGCGUCCGCAACCUCGGCGACGGCUACACACAGCCCAUCGUGCCUACCAUGGACAACCGCCGACACCCCAGCUCCUUCCAGCAGCUCGAGAAGCUCGGCGAGGGCACCUAUGCCACGGUCUUCAAGGGUAGAAACCGCCAGACGGGCGAACUCGUAGCCCUCAAGGAGAUCCACCUCGACUCGGAGGAAGGCACGCCCUCGACGGCUAUCCGCGAGAUUUCCCUCAUGAAGGAACUACGCCACGAGAACAUCGUCCUGCUGCACGACGUCAUACACACCGAGAACAAGCUUAUGCUCGUCUUUGAAUUCAUGGACAAGGACCUCAAGCGAUACAUGGACUCGCGCGGCGACCGCGGUGCUCUGGACCCCGCCACCAUCAAGUCCUUCAUGUACCAGCUGCUCAAGGGAAUCGCCUUCUGCCACGAAGCCCGCGUCCUCCACCGCGACCUGAAGCCCCAGAACCUCCUGAUCAACAACCGUGGCCAGUUGAAGCUGGCCGAUUUCGGUCUCGCUCGCGCCUUCGGCAUCCCAGUCAACACCUUCUCCAACGAAGUCGUAACCCUGUGGUACCGCGCCCCCGAUGUGCUGCUCGGCAGCCGGACCUACAACACCAGCAUCGAUAUAUGGUCAGCAGGCUGCAUCAUGGCCGAGAUGUACACGGGGCGGCCGCUGUUCCCCGGAACCACCAACGAAGACCAAGUGCAGAAGAUCUUCAGGCUGAUGGGCACACCGUCUGAACGAUCAUGGCCAGGCAUCUCGCAGCUGCCAGAGUACAAGAACAACUUCCCCGUAUACCACACCCAGGACCUGCGCCUUAUAUUGCCGCAAGUCGACCAGGUGGGGCUUAGUCUACUCAACUGCAUGCUGCAGCUGCGGCCAGAGAUGCGCAUAUCUGCUGCUAACGCGCUGUCACAUCCAUGGUUCAACGAUCUCCCACAACGGCAGCAGGAGAUGCAGAUGCAGGCUCAAGCACAGGCACAUGCGCAGGCCCAACAAGCGCAGAUGGGCGGCUACCAGGUGCCUCAAAACGCAUACUAG